GUCAACCCGGACUCAGGUUGCGCCUGCGCUGGACAUUCUCUUCUUCUUCCAAUUCAAUGUUCUUCUCUUCGUCUUGAGUGUCUUGAGCAGCCUCUCCUUUAGCCACGCAGAUUUUCCCUUCUCGCAUUCCUUUGCUCUCGGAGCACCGUAUUGCAUCACUCCUCGCGGCGCGAGGUGUGGAAUGUUGGUUAAUUUCAAUUCUGUCGAAUCAUUCGUCCCUCCACCCUCAAAGUCUGUCUGUUAGCACGUUUCUGCCGUGUCUGUCGCCAAUGGUGAGCGGUGUUGGGCUUGCGAAUCAUUCCAUCUGCGUCAGAGCUCCAUGACAACAUAAUUCUUCUGCCACAAGACUAUGGACGACGCUCAUGCCCACCCCCAACCACCGACGCCCACCCUCCACGUCCGCUCAAGAUCAAUCCCGCCGUCUUUGCGCGAGUAUCCUACAAGUCACACAACACCAAAGUCUGCCCCUCACACUCGACAGCAGAGGCUCCUCCAGACUCGUCAUGCGAAGUUCUCGGCCCAAAGACUCUCAGUCAAUGGCAUCAGCGUCCCAUUUCCAUCGUUGACCCGCUCUGCCGAGAACGACUCUCCUUAUUUUCCUUCACCACGAUUUAACAGACGAGAAGAGAAUGGCAAUGAUUCGAACAAGGCCGAGAAACUGAGCACUGUGUCCACAGAAUCUGCCAUUCUGGCUGAGAUCUCGAAUGCCAAUGCUUGCCGCAUUCGAGGAUUGAAAAAGCGUGCUGCUAUACCCGUCUUUCAGGAUUCACCGGAGAAGCCCACAGUCCGUGACACGGGAGCCAACACACCGUCUGUCUACCACGACGCAUCCAGUGACAUCCAUCCACCUUCGGUUCCCAGUUCUUUGCAAGAAAGUCCGACCAACAUGGGUCUUAGAGAAGUCUCGGUCAACCUUCAGAGGCCUUCGCCUCGCAAAGAUUCGCCAUAUUAUCGCCCUCCGCGUUCUGGGUCAAAUCGUAAAGCAUCUCAGACAAAGCCCAGGUUCAAUUCGGAAGAGUACAUAGAGCACAUCGAAAAUGAGUUAAUGAUGGUAAAGGACGCCAUGUAUUCACCGACAACUCAUAUGCCCUGGAAAGAAAAGCUCCGCAAAGCAAAAGAAGAGAACGAUCGUCUGAAGAAGGAGAUGGAAGCCAUCCGGGCCUCGUUUGAAUUCGAACUUCAUGAAACCGUCGAACGGUCUGCGGAGACGGAGCUGAAGCUGAAGCGCAGGAUUAAGGAUCUGGAAGAUGAGGUCGAACUUAAGAAGUCGGUAAUCCACGAUCUAGAAUGCGAUCGCGAGGAGAAGAGAGCGGAUCAAAAUGCUUUGGAAGUCCUAAAGGCGAGAAUUGAGAAGCUCGAAGACGAAAGAUUUAGCCUGGAAACCACAAAUCGUGACAUGACAAAACGCAACGAGGUGUUGACCCAGCUCCUGGCCUUAUCACCGACAAAAGCUCAACCCACCGUUGGCAUUCCUACGCCCAGGCGCAAAAGCGGCCGUCCUAUGUCGCUCAUCAUCCCAAGAUUGCCGACAUCUCCAGUGCUUCAAACCUCUCAGAGCAGACCCCAGUCAAUCGUCGCAUCUCCAGCACUUGCGGCCUCUGACUACUUCGCAGGACAUUUCCCAUCGUCACCAUUGUCGUCGAGUCCAUUUGACAUCGCUACCCGCUCCCCGGAAGCUAUAGAUGAGAGGCACUCGAUCGACUCCGUGCUGGGCGAAACAGAUCCGCAAGUGGGCCACGGAACUGAGUCGAGACGGUCGACGCUCAUUUCUAGUUCUUCAACCAGCCCAAAUGUGCCUAUUGGAGGUCACACGCGAGCAGAAAGCCGCUCGCAAACAGUCCUGAGGCAUCCUUCAAAGAGGAGACCUCGUAAAUUCAUGCCGGGAUCUACCCAGUUGAAGCCAUUGCUCUUACCAACCUUCACUGCGGAAAAUGGUAACCUUCCUUCAACCUCGCCGAUCAUGUCGCCUACUCGACCACUCCCCGUCCACAUGAAGUCUGAGAUAACCACAUCUGAUCCACCUUCUCUUCCACCCGCGGUUGUUACACACUGCUUGGAGACUCCAUUUCCGAGUCCAGAAAGUGCGAAUGGUCGACCUGGACCGGCUUAUCAAAGCCUGGACGAAGUCUUUGCCAGUGAUGAGCAACAUUUUCAGCCAGAGAUUGUGGAAGAGCCCAUCGCCGAUCUUUCAUUUUCAAGCCAUAUGACGCAGUAUCGAACUCCCGUCCAGAACGGUAAGAUUCAGUUAACCAUUGAACCAUGCUCCAGUCCACAGAUCAGAUCCUGGGUCUCACAGACAAUAUCUUCGCUGCCCAGGGAUGUGCCAUGCCAGUCCCCUCACAACGGCUUUUCCGUGGCUGGAGUACUGAGUGAAAAGAGCCAGGACAUAGCCGGAAAUUGCAAGGUUUUCAAUCACGAGGAUAUUGCCUCCGACCUGGAGACUCUAGACGCAUUACAAUACCGGGAUAAUGUCGAAAUUCCUCGUCCAUUGUUCUCAAAACAUCGAAUCCGCGGCGGAGGUUACUCGUCUCCCUUUACUAAUUACCCUGACUCGCCACUUAAUCCUCGGAAGCGCAGGAAAACAAGCUCAAUAUACGAGCCGCACGGCACAGAAGCUGACGUUGUCGGGGAUGGACCCCUCAACACCCAGAUGUGUCCGCCUAGUUGCCCUGGAGCCGUCACACCUUGCUCUGUCACCGAACAGAAGGGCAAAGGGUCUAUGGACGAACCCUCCACCCUUCCUAAGAAGCCAGCGACCAUCCCAACACGCACCCCUCUUGAGAUGCUCCAGCAUCGCAAUAUAGGUUCGAGGCCUUUGGCGACCUUAACGAUCCAGACGGUUUAUGCGACCUUGUCGAGAUACACUACGUAUAUUCAAGGCUUCAAACGAGAUCCACUGUCUCUAGCACGACGGGUCAUAGCAAAUGCCUGGCGUUCAAACUGGGCAAUGUUUGGAAAACUUAGUUGGUGGGUGCUUGGAUUGUUCAUUGGCUACAGGCGGCCACAGCCUGAACAUCAAGACUGGGAUUGGGCCAAGUACGACGGCGAAAGCAUUGCCAAUGAUUGCUGUCUUCACGAUGUCGAUUCUCCUCUCAACAAAGCUUCAAUCCAACCUACAUGCGAGAUAGCUCCCCACCACUCUGGAAACAAGACCGAGGCGGAAGAGAAUCAAGCACGGACUCCCGCUCCUCAAACCACCUCUCUAUCCGGUGAGCCAAAAAGUGGCUGGGGCCGUUCACUGUACCUCUGGGGCAAAUUUAGUGUGGCGAUUAUGCUCGCUGUGGGAGGCGCUAUUGUUAAAGGACCGGCUGAAAUGUUGCGCGACGCUGAUGAACGUAGGAAGUCUAGGAGUAACAGUCUUGUUGAAAAUGCGACAACAACCUGCAAUCCUGGGCGCACGGAAUUCAACAAAGCAAAUGGAGCCAACAAGGACCUCAACGGCUGUCACCAGGGGCACCAAGCCCGCCCGUCGAGCGUCAGUGAGACUCUGGAUGUUGCUCGCAAAGCUCGAAGUUUCAGCUCGCCGCCGAUGUCUCCACCAAUGGAUCUGCGUACAACGCGUGGUGCAAACGAGGAUGUACAGCAUCGAAGACCGUUGACAGAAGGAGUAUUACACGCGUCUGGCAGUCCUACCUUUGGGAAAGAUGUGACUUGUUGGAGUGACGACACUCUGAAACCUGCUAGAAGCGACCGGAAAGGAUUGGACUCGGUCUUCCAAGCCCCAGACCAUGUCAAGUCUCCACCAGACGAAUCUAUUGCUGCAUCCGUCGGACCGCCUGGCAGAGCUGAGAUGACUGGCAAGCAAAGCGCAGUCUAUCCUUCGGAGCAGCACUCGUGAUGUGAAGGAUCAGAAUACUAACAACAUCAUGCAUACUGGAGGCAUUGAGCUCCGUUCUAGCAGCUGACACCUUAAGCGAGGAGAUUGGAAAGAGGAGAGGGCUCCAACUUAUUUGUAUGAUUGAUGACCUGUAUGAAUGGCGCCAAUGCGUAGCGAAGUCGUUUCACUGCAGUUGAACCUGGACUUGAGGACAAGCUAUUAUUAGUUCAGGGAGACGACGAGCGCGUUGAAGAAUGCGGGAUGCGGAAUGAGCAUAUUGAGAUGAAUGAGACGAAUGAUGCAGGCGAUGAAUGAGAAAUCCCAUGGUAUUGUGAUUGGAGUGGACAGUCUUUGAGAACAGACAAGAUUCGCAUCAACGAACACGUCUAUAAUUACUGGCGUACAGACGCCAGGCAUGGCAUUCAAUACCUCCACUUU
Messenger RNA from Cladophialophora immunda, 4255 nucleotides. RefSeq lists its product as uncharacterized. The coding region runs from base 350 to 3838 and encodes 1162 amino acids. Lineage: Eukaryota; Fungi; Ascomycota; Eurotiomycetes; Chaetothyriales; Herpotrichiellaceae. The record is from RefSeq and is a predicted model, not a curated record. The transcript has a single exon.